Fusarium subglutinans is the source of this 1917-nucleotide messenger RNA. RefSeq lists its product as uncharacterized. Lineage: Eukaryota; Fungi; Ascomycota; Sordariomycetes; Hypocreales; Nectriaceae. The record is from RefSeq and is a predicted model, not a curated record. The coding region runs from base 1 to 1917 and encodes 638 amino acids. The transcript is spliced from 2 exons.
AUGUCGGGGAUCAGCGACCGGAUGCUACAGCUGGACAUGGCUCUGACCCAGAACGGGACACCAGCCACGCCUCAUCUUCGUCAAGCGCGGAUCAAACGGAAAAACAGCCCUACAGACAUCAGCCAUUUAGUCUUUGGUCCGCAGCCUGGGAAGAAACACCAAUUGUGGAUCACAGAUCGGAUCAUGGAACCUCAGACAAUUCCUCACUUCUUUGAGUUUCUCAUGAACGGGGAACUUCCUGGAGAUCGACAAACGUCUCGUCCUUUGCUUACGGUUGAAGAGGUCAAGAACUUGACUAGACCUGCUUCGGAAUGGGCCCCUGCUCCACUUAAUCGACAGGCGAGAUCGACUGGGGAGUGGAUUGGCAUCAGAAUUGGUUCGUAUGAAGACAGUUCUCGACUCUGGCCGAUUGCCAAAGAACUUCAUGCUAUGAAGUCGAGGCUUUGGGAGGGAGUGCCACCGAUAUCUGAGAGGCGAUGGCAAGAGUUGGGGCUUGAUCAUCCGGAUAGAUUCCCAGAAGCGUGUCGUUACUUCGUUGCGGUCAUCAAUGUCUUCAUCUACCUGAACACAAAGCGCACCAAAGCAGCUCUGCGAAAGACAUAUAACCUGAUAUGGGACCACCUCAGGGUGUUUGAGCAGGCGAUCAACGCAAAGAGAAAAGAGGAAGCAGAAAACGGCGUUUAUGAGCACGUAUCAGUAACUGGUCUCUGGUACGAGUUCAUCAAAGCGCAAUACGACUCCAUCUGUGAGAAUGCCCACCACUGGAUCAUCGAGCACAUUGAUCGCAUACGAGAGUCAAUCGUGCAAGAGCUCGCGCUGCAUCAACCCGAUCAUCCGGAUCAUUACAGCGAUAAACAAUGGGAGUUGACAAACAAGCUCCACGACCUUGCCGAAAACACUGCUCAAGCUGAUUACACCAUAAUGAUGCCCACGGAUGGAUACAAAGGCGAUAGUCUCCCAGUAAAAGAGGACGAUUGUCUUACCGAAGCUCAUGGCGGUGGUUUUCGCACAGAGACAAUCAGUUGGUCCGCGAAUCUAUCAUGGCGAGCGUCUGACUACACCAAGCGUGUUAGGUAUCUUGACCGGAAAGAGAUGUACAGUCAUCUGGAGCAUGAGGACUUUAGACUGCUCCGGGGCUCCGGGAGGAUGAGUGACCCAGCGUGUAUGGUCAUCUCGGCGAUUAGUCAGAUUGAUGCGCAGACUAUGGCUAGGGAAGAACUACGAGGGCUCCCUAAACAUCCAGACUAUGUACCGUGGAUUGAGUAUGCGCGACGAAGAUCGAACAAACGCUUGGGUUUUGUAGCGUAUAGGCUGUGUCAUGAGUAUAGUCCUGAGAAGUGGGAUAUGUUCAAGGUCAAGUUCGAGGCGGACAUUUCUGACUGGGGACGAGGGACGAUAGGUAUCAAUGACGUUCGCAAGGCGUGUAAAAUCCAUUGGAUUGAUGGCAAAGAGAAGGAAAUUGCGGAUGAUGAUAUCGAAACUGCAAAGAAACAUUUUGAGACCAUGUCAGAUCAGUCAGUCCACGAACGUGUAUUCCUCGCCAUCGACGAGGCAACCAUGAAAUCAUAUCUCGAACCAGAACCAGGUAAAGAGAAAUUCGUCCUCGCCGUCGACGCAAAAUACACACCAACAAACGAAGAGAACGUAGAGUCACCAGGCUACAAGGGGACUUUGCGCAUACUGGGUAGUAUUCUUUGGGAUGAGCUAGGCGCACUGUUAGUCAUGCAAAGCGCAUUUCUUGAGAAUCUCUGGCCGAUGGCGAUGCAUGAUGCUGAGGGUGUAUAUCGCGGUAUCAGGGUUACGUCAGUGCUCAAGUUCUCAUCUUAUCAAGAGAAUCUGAACUGGAGGCUCGCGAGUGAGAUAGUUCCCAAGUUGGUAGCUUUCAGACGAAGACUUGAGUUCAGAUCGAGGAGAUAG